UUUCUUUGCCGUCUUUUCUCUCCCCCAGCAGCUCUUGUGUGCGGGGUGAAGAGUGGAUCCUUUCCGGGGGCAAAGGUUGUGAUGUGCAGGUUUCCUAACUGCUAGGCACUUUCUCUUCCUAGUAAUAGUUUGUAGGACGCUGAGAGCGGCUUCUAGAGAUGGAUGAGGACGGGUUACCCCUCGUAGGCUCCGGCAUCGAUUUGACGAAGGUUCCAGCCAUACAGCAGAAAAGGACAGUGGCCUUUCUAAACCAAUUUGUGGUUCACACAGUUCAGUUUCUUAACAGAUUUUCUACAGUUUGUGAAGAGAAAUUGUUGGCUCUCUCCCUCCGAAUUCAGCAAAUUGAAACAAUGCUCAACAUUCUAGAUGCGAAGUUGUCUUCUAUACCAGGGCUAGAAGACGUCAAGUGUGAAGUAGCCAAUGCCAGUGUCAACAGUGUUAUGAAUGGCCCCAUCUCACAAGCCUCAACAGAUCCGCAGUCAACAAAUGUUUCUCCUCAGUCAGAGCAGGACAGUGCGCAUGAGGCAGGGCAGCUGAAGUCAGAAGGCACAGCUGAGAACGUGAUAACUGUAGCAAAGGAUCCACGCUAUGCCAGAUAUCUCAAAAUGGUUCAAGUGGGCGUUCCUGUAAUGGCAAUAAGAAACAAAAUGGUCUCUGAAGGAUUAAACCCUGAUCUUCUUGAGACACCAGAUGCUGCAGUACCUGCAUGGGGAGGCGAGGCAGACGCAGAAGAAAGUUCUGAUAGCGAAUCCUCUUUUAGUGACUAAGUGCUGAUUACUUUUGAAAACUCUUUGCAAACUCUUUGUAAGUGCUGAUAAUCACAACUUAACCUGAAAGAUUCCUCAUAGUUUGAGCCACAUGAAGUAUUGCUUAAAAAACAGUUACUUUGCACUGGGACCUUUGUGUUUGUCUUCCACAAAUUUUUAAAUGAAAGCCCAGCCAAACCAGAAGUGAGACAGUCACGAUGUGCUUUUCCUAAUGAUGCUAUGGCCUAAGAGGUUCAGAGUAAAACUUGGCAGGGGUGAAGCCUUGCAUUUCCUAAAGAAAUGGCAUUCUCUGAAGUUUCUUUGGACUUAACUUUCAGAAAGGAAUCUUUCCCAUUAGCUGUCUACUGUAUUCACAUUUGAGCUUCCUCUGAGUGAUUCCUAGGUUCUUAUAUUGCAUUUUUUAUCUACCCGUAUUGAAUAAUUCACAGUCUAAUUAUAUUGUGGUAAAAAUAACAAAUACUCUUACAUGAUCCAAUAAUCGAAGAGUUGGGAGUGGAAAAGGGAUGGCACAAGGAGAGGGGAUGAUAUUUGUUCUUUGAAAUGAGUGGAUGUGUGUCAUGGUAGCAAACUGUGACAUAAUGCUUCUGGACUACUGCCCUUUUUUGUUUAGAUGGGUGCCCCACAGCACCAUGCCAGGUGCCCGACAAUUGCACUAUGGAUGAGAGGCAGCAGCCCCUUUCCAGCCAUGCUCUUCUCACAACGUGUUUUUCUGUGAGAGCACGGUAUGGAAAUCUUAGUCUUAUGACACCAGAAAGUUGCAAAUUGCUCCACUAGUUGCCAGUUAUUGAUGCAGAAUGAAGGAAGUACGUCUGAGCUACUUUGGCAAAUAAAACUCUAAAGAAAUUUAUUUUCCUAGAAGGUUUGGUGUAAUGCAAUAGCAAAUAUUCCCUAUACUUGUGAUUGAAGGAUGGUACCAACCGAGCUGGAAAAUGCCUUCCAUUUGCUCAAGUGAAACAGGGUGGGUUUAUGCUGGGUAUCCAGUCGAUGUCCUGAAAAGUGGUUUCAGGAAAGUAACCUCUUUCAUAGCUGGAUCUAUUUUAAAAGAGAUGAAUUGCCUUAUAGAGAGAUCUAGUUGAAAAAUUGACCUGUUUUAAGUAAAAUCUGGCUAUCUAAAUCAAAACACAACCCCCCUAUGUGUGUGGAUGCAAUACAUUUCUAUUCAGCAGAUCUUUUUGCUCUGGUAAAGUUGAGGAUAAGACUGCUUGGCAAAUUUUGCCAUGGUUUGUUUACAGACUACUUUACAUAUUACAGAUUAAAAGUGUUCUCAAGGUGUACAUUAAGUACAUGGUUGCACAUAUGAAGCAGUAUGGUACUUUGGAUCCAUCACAAUUGCUCAUCAGGGAGCUGUAGCUGGCUGUGGUUUUUCACCAUGGAGUAAAGAGAUACAUGUAGCCUGAUCAAGUGAUGGUGUGACAUUAAUCCUGAAUCUGUGAGGUGGCUCUCUGAACAUUUCUUCCAAAAAAGCUCCAGUAAUCAAGCUGAUAUUAAUAUAUUCUCACUCUGCUAUUUUGAAUUUGCUGUGCACGUGCUAAUUACAUGUCAUUUGCACAACCAAAGCUGGAAUGGCUCUUGCAAAUCAGAUUUGAAGUCGGCAGUCGUGCAAUUUUCUGACUGGAUCAAGAAUUUCCAGUUUACUCUCAAAAACAACAGGAGAUCAUAGAUACACAUAUCUGGAAUUUCAGCCUAUUUUUCUUUCUUUUUUACUGACUUGCUUUUCAGCAAAAUUCUCAACUAGUGUCUGUCAGCAGUAAACCAUUUCAAGUUGUUAAAUGCUUGUUAACAUGCUGCCUAACAACACAUUAUUGUAUGUUACUGCACUUAAUCCGGUAUGUCUGAGGGGGGGGAUGCCUGGAUUUGUAAUUAAAAUUAUGUAUUUGUAAA
Messenger RNA from Heteronotia binoei (common prickly gecko), 2648 nucleotides. RefSeq names its product WASH complex subunit 3 (gene WASHC3). Bases 159 to 767 code for a protein of 202 amino acids. Lineage: Eukaryota; Metazoa; Chordata; Lepidosauria; Squamata; Gekkonidae. Gene Ontology annotation, cellular component: WASH complex. The transcript has 7 exons. The record is from RefSeq and is a predicted model, not a curated record. Gene Ontology annotation, biological process: exocytosis; actin filament polymerization.